This is a messenger RNA of Drosophila rhopaloa, 718 nucleotides long. RefSeq names its product proteasome subunit beta type-2 (gene yip3). Lineage: Eukaryota; Metazoa; Arthropoda; Insecta; Diptera; Drosophilidae. The transcript is spliced from 4 exons. Bases 138 to 686 code for a protein of 182 amino acids. The record is from RefSeq and is a predicted model, not a curated record. Gene Ontology annotation, cellular component: proteasome core complex.
UUUUAAUGACAUCCAAGUUGGCUUUUAAUUAUGCCUCAAACGUCAUUCAGGUGCAGAAUCUCGUGGUAAAUUAUCGCUGAAUAGACUGUAAUCCAUUCGGACUCGAGAUCGACGCUUUUGGGUUGAUUUAAGCCAAAAUGUCAGAUGGUAAAAGCUCUCAACAAGAAGGCAGCAUGGUGGGUCUAAUCUGUGACGACGGAUUGAUUUUGGCCACCAGUUCGAGUGACAAUCUUCUUUACCACCUGGAGGAUCACAUUUAUUGCUGUGCCCCUCGUUUCGGCAUUGACCGAGAAAAAAUUCUCGCUGUGGGAGCAGAGGUGGACUCCCAAACCCGUGAACGGGGUGAAAAGAUGACAGUUGGCCAGGUGCGGGACAUGUUGUGCCAGAAAUACAAACAUGAGGAGUGCGUGAAUGUCCUGCUAGGUGGCCAGGAUCCACUUGGCCUGCAUAUUUACAGCUUAAAACCGAACGGAGGUUCCAGAAGGGUGAUUUACGCAGCAAAAGGCAAAGAAUCAAAUCACACAGUGGCCUAUUUGGGGGAGCACUGGAACGAGUCCUUGAAAGUCCAUCAAGCUGAGCAGAUAGCUAAGGAAUCGCUCCAAUUGGAGGACAAUGACUACGUGGACAUGUGCUCCGUCUACAAAACUGAACAUAGGACUCACAUGGAUUGCGAUUGGAAUGACUAGUCUGUCAGAUCGCAGAGCAGCAACUGGAAGAU